AUGGAUCGUGUUCGCUUCUUUUCCUUCUGGUGGACGGCUGCCGAGGAGCAUUCACGUCAUAGAGUGACUCUGCCAGAAAUCCAGCAACAGAAUCACAAUGACAGAAUCGAGCCGUUGUCGCUGGUCACCCGGGUAGUCAUUGACGACGACUCGUCAAAUGGCGGAACGACAGAGUGGCGGAAGUUGCGUCAUGAGCGUCACCGUGACGCCGUGACACUCCCCUCUUCCCGACGGCCAUGUCGGACCGAAUGCCUGUUUUCUCGCAUUCGCCCAGAUCCACAAUACACACAUCCCAUUCGCAAUGCACUCACGAGUCCAGACUCGUCCUUGCUUGUCGGCGCGAGCAAGGAACCUACACACAUUGACCGACUUGAACUUGGAAGGAGGCGAAGGAAUAGACGCGGCGGGAUGUCCUGGAGGUGGAACUUGAACUCCCGACCAGAACUCCACUACUCGGUUUUCACCUACCCACACCCACCCGGAUCCUCCUUAGCAACACUCUUGCCGGCUUCUCAGAGAGUCAUCCGCGAGCUGCAGCGCGUGCUUUCCUACGUCUUCCAGGUACGGACUCAAAAGCGAGUCCAACGCCGGGUACCCUGCGAUGUCGCUCCUCUCAUUCAGCAACGCAUCUGGAAGGGACUCGAUCACGGAUAUGUCUCGUUAGCUACACCGUCCGGAAACGUUCACAUCUCGUUUGAACCAUCUGCUCCCCGUUUCUACGUCUUUACGAGGGGAUAUCGCCGGAGGCAAACCCAUUGCUUUCUCUGGCGGCUCCAAAGACAAAAGAGGCCUCCUCCAUUUUUCUGCGGCCUUCCUUUCACACACACUCUUCCACGAAGUCAUCUGUAUUCACCGACCCGAACAAUGUCGACACAUGCCAUACAAAUCCUCCUACAAUUACAAUCCCGCCAUGUCGCGCUGGCUGCGCUUUAUUUCUUUUUCGCAUUUACCAUCGGUUACGCAUCGCCCGCCCAAGCCUUUCAACUCCUUAUCCACGUUUCUCGGGACUCGACCUCGGGCAGUAGUUGUCCCAUGAUCGCUGAAUCCAUUGUUGAUUUUUUUUCGCGGCGUUUAUGA
Molecule: messenger RNA, 1077 nt
Organism: Mycena indigotica
Lineage: Eukaryota; Fungi; Basidiomycota; Agaricomycetes; Agaricales; Mycenaceae
Exons: 4
Coding region: 1-1077 (358 amino acids)
Source: RefSeq, a predicted model, not a curated record